AUGAAUAUAUAUCAUCAACAACAAUCAACAUUUUUAUAUGAUCCUGAAGUUGAUCUUCGUGAAGAACAUAUUUCACUUAUAUCAAAACGGCUAUUAACAACAUUACGUGAAAGUAAAAUUAAACAUUUAUCAUGUGAUAAUCUUUUUCUUCCAUGUAAUCAUAUACGAAAUAUUGCUAAACAAUGUUUAAUCAUGUCAGCUGAAGAACCAUUUGGUAUUAUGGGUGCACAAAUUAAAAUCAAACUAACAUUAUUAUCAUCAAAUAUGACAUCAACAAUAACAAAAUAUCUUCCAUUGAUACGAAUAAAUCCAAAACAAAAAACAAUAUUUGAAAUCGAAAUUGAUCUUCAUGAAGAUACAAAAGUUUUUACAUUAAGACGUUUUUUACCUGAAAUGAAAAUAUUUAAACAAUUAAAAGAAAAAAGUCCAUUAUAUGUAAGUCCCCGGUGUUUACUUGUAAA
Adineta steineri is the source of this 461-nucleotide messenger RNA. Lineage: Eukaryota; Metazoa; Rotifera; Eurotatoria; Adinetida; Adinetidae. The record is from the annotation of a GenBank genome assembly.